CCUAACCCGUGUAAGUAGUGUCGAUACCGGAAAAGCUCAUAUGCGCAUGCGUACCUUUAAUAGCAAUCGAACAAGCACGAGUUGAUCGGGUUGUAAACAAAUAUGGCUGCGCCCAGGGAAUUAUUUGCGUUAUUAGAAUUUCUAAGGCAGUACUUUGUUGAAUCUGGACAAAAAGAACUGGUUAUUCAAAGAAAUCGGACGCUAACAAUGCUACAUGCCUGUAUAUCUGUUUAUCUUUGUUCUCCAAGGGAUGCCGUGCCUAAGGUGGAUUUUUUUGCAGAGGAUAUUGUUCCAGCUAUGUCUGCAUUUGACUUUAAAAGCCAUUUUAGAAUUGAAAGAAUGACUUAUGAGAUUAUUUUGGAAAGGAUCCGUCCACAUCUGGUCUUUAAUCACAUUGGAGGAAAGGCUCCAGUAACCCCAGAAAAACAGCUUUUGUUAUUUCUGUGGUACAUGGCCAAUCAGGAAUCAAUGAGAGAAUUGUGUGUGCUGUUCAAGGUUUCAAUAUCUACCGUCCAUGCAAUAAUAACUAGAGUCAGCAAAAUUAUCUACAGGGUGCUUAAAACGGUUAUACAAUGGCCUGACGAGAACAGACAAGUGGAAAUCGAAAGAGAAUUCCAACUUCAAAGUGGAAUACCACAUAUUGUUGGCAUCAUUGAUGGUACCCACAUUCAGCUUUCACAUGUUCCAAAUGGGGAUCAGGAUUAUGUCAAUAGAAAGUCAUAUCCUUCAGUUCAGUUGCAGUUGGUUGUUGAUCAUGAAAUGCUCAUCACAAGUGCUCAAACCGGUUGGCCAGGAUGCACGCACGAUGCAAGGGUACUACGUAAUUCAGGUAUCUAUGACAAAGCAAAUGCUGGCAACCUUGUAAAUCCUGAGAGGCAUAUAAUUGGAGAUUCUGCAUAUCCUUUACGCACAUGGCUGGUGACACCUUACCGAGACAAUGGUCAUUUAACUGGCAGACAGAAAAGAUUCAAUCGAAUGCUCUCCUCCUGUAGACAAAAUGUGGAAAGAGCCAUUGGUCAUUUAAAAGGACGUUUUCGCCGAUUACGAGAAAUAUCAUUAUAUACCAUGGAAGGUGUUUGUUACUUUAUAAUGGCUGCCUGCGCACUUCAUAAUCUUUGUAUCAUAAAUCAUGAUGACAUUGAUCAGUUUCUAGACAAUGCGAACGAUUUGAAUGGAAACCCCAAUCGGUAUCCUAAUGUUUUCAGAAAUGCAAUUGGAGGUGAUGCUAAACGACAAAGACUUCUUCAGUUGAUACCUUAAACGUAAUUAGUGUUUGACGGAAGUCACUCUUGUGCAAUUAAUUUGAAAAGUGCUCCCACUGAACAGUAACCUAUUCUUCAAGACUACUGUAGAAUAAAUGCAGAGGAUGGAAACAGUUGAAUGUUCCAUCUUGUAUAACUUUCACUUGUUAUAUGAAUUUGUUUUAUAUUAAUUCUCAACUUAAAGGUUCUACUCAUUAAAUUUCCUGAAGUUUAUUA
This is a messenger RNA of Ruditapes philippinarum (Manila clam), 1478 nucleotides long. RefSeq lists its product as uncharacterized. The record is from RefSeq and is a predicted model, not a curated record. The transcript is spliced from 3 exons. NCBI's taxonomy places the organism in Eukaryota, Metazoa, Mollusca, Bivalvia, Venerida, Veneridae. Bases 103 to 1260 code for a protein of 385 amino acids.